Tricharina praecox is the source of this 1352-nucleotide messenger RNA. Its product is annotated as putative pectate lyase A. NCBI's taxonomy places the organism in Eukaryota, Fungi, Ascomycota, Pezizomycetes, Pezizales, Pyronemataceae. The record is from RefSeq and is a predicted model, not a curated record. The transcript has 2 exons. Gene Ontology annotation, molecular function: pectate lyase activity. The coding region runs from base 222 to 1169 and encodes 315 amino acids.
ACGAUGCAGACAUAAAGAGGGCCGCAACAGCCCGUUCCAAAUAUCUUUUUUCUCCAGUUCACUCGCUCGCAACACAUUCCUUCCUUCCUAUCCACAGAGCUACAGCGGAAGCUAGUCUUUCUUUUCAGUCUUCAUCCUAUUCUUUCGGCAGGGCCAUCCAGUUUAUUCACUCUCUCAUUCCAAUAACUCACCUUUCGUUUCAUCCAUCCGAAAAAAUCACCAUGAAGUUUUCCAUCUUCACUGUUCUCACCCUUGCGGUGACCGCCAUCGCCGGUCCCAUUGCCAAGCGUGCUGCCGCCGCCGACGCAGCUCCUUGGGGCUAUGCCACCAUGAACGGAGGAACCACCGGAGGAUCCGGAGGUACGACCGUCAAGGUCUCUACCCUCGCCGCGCUCAAGACGGCCGCCAAAGCCUCUGGCAAGUCGAUCAUCAUCAUCACGAGCUCCAUCACCGGCACCGAGUCGGUGAAGGUCGCCAGCGACAAGACCAUUCUUGGCGCCUCGUCCAGCGUCGUCCUCAACGGUGUUGGCUUGAUCGUUAAGUCGGCCUCGAACGUCAUCAUCCGCAACCUGACCAUCAAGAAGGUCCUCGCCUCGUCCGGUGACGCCCUCGCCGUCCAGAAGUCCACCAACGUCUGGAUCGACCACGUCGACCUCUCCAGCGAUCUCUCACACGACAAGGACUACUACGACGGCCUCCUCGACCUGACCCACGCCGCCGACUACGUGACCAUCUCGUACUGCUUCAUCCACGACCACUACAAGGCGUCUCUCGUCGGGCACUCCGACAGCAACGGCAGCGAGGACAAGGGCCACCUGCGCAUCACCUACGGCUACAACUACUUCCAGAACAUCAACUCGCGCGGUCCGUCGUUCCGCUUCGGCACCGGCCACUUGUUUAACAACUACUACAACGCCGUCUCCGACGGCAUCAACACCCGCCAGGGCGCCCAGCUCCUCGUCGAGAACAACGUCUUCGUCGGCAGCAAGAAGACCCUCUACUCCACCGACGCUGGCUACGCUGUCAACACUGGCAACGACUUUGGCGGUGUGGCCGCUACCGCCUCAAAGGGUACCUUCACCAAGGCGCCUUACUCCUACACUGCUGUUGCCGCCACUAAGGUCAAGGCUGCCGUCGUCGGUGCUGCCGGUGCCACCCUCAAGUUCUAAGUGCGCGGAGUAGUAGAGGAAGUCUAGGGGAGGGGAUGGGGAUGGGGAGGAAGUGGAUGUGCGGGGUAGAAAGGGGAGGGGAAGGAGAGUGAGAGUGAGGGGGUUGUAUAUAUGAGCCACUGGUGGGUUCGUCUAUUAGUUAGCGGGGGAGGGGGGUGUGGCGGUUAAUUUAUAGUUUCUAUC